ACGUUUAUUCUAAGCUAUGUCUGCAUAGCCUGAAAGUUCGUCUAGAUCUGUUACGUCAUCACUCGAACGAGUUUGUUUACGGUUACACCACAAUUUCUCGGAAAUUACGAUAUUCAAAAAGGCGCAUUGUUUGUCGGCGAAAAGUCACCAGAACUACAUUUCAAACUAGCCACAGUUCAAUCUUCACUUGCAGUGAUGGCCUUUUUUAGCUCAAAAGAGGAAGACGUCCAUCCGAGGAAAUUUGAAGUUGUGAUCUAUGAAGAAGAUUUCAAACAGCUAUGCGCUUGGGUGCUCAUGAAAACGAACAUCGAAACUGGUGGAGAUUUGUUUGGUUUGUGGGCUGACAAACACACCGCUGUUAUUCAGUUUGUUGUCGGUCCUGGCCAAAAUUGUCGAAGAUCUUCAGUUUCUUUCUACCAAGAUAUUAGCUACUUGGAGGAGAUUGGUUCUCAGAUGACAAAAGGUGAAGGCGUUUGUCAUAUUGGCGAGUGGCAUUCCCACCAUCAACUUGGUCUCGCCAGGCCAAGCGGAGGAGACGAGAAUACUGUGUGGAACAACAUGCCCACCUACAACUUGAAGAGGUUCGUGAUAUUCAUCGCCAAUUUAGAGCAGUCAGAAAAAGACUCCUACAGUGUGAAUAUUGGCUGCUUCCUGUUUGAGCUUGAGAGUGUCAAUGGAAACGAGAAACGACUUCCGGUAUCGCAAGGAACGUUCAAAAUACUGCAAAAAGAGAAUCCAUUGAAUGGGAAACUGUUGGAGAAGAGAAACGAAGGUGCAGAGUAUGACGAAAAAGAGGUAGAGAUGGAAGAUCUGAAGCUAGAGAUAUCAGAUGACGGACCCCCCCGAGUAACUUACGUUAUAGAAUCCUCACCCCUAACGGAGAGAAAAAGACGACAUCAUGAAGGCAGGUCUGCCUCGCCUGGAGAUGAAUCAGUGGAUGAAAUGAUUGAACCUAACAGAAAGAAAAGGUCCUCCCGUAAGUAACGGAAACAGUCAGGAAGAUAAGUAGAGAAGCGGAUCAAUGCGGAAUUUAAAUGAACAGAAAAGUGAAAUCGUGAACAAAACUGUGAGCGGCUAUGGACUGACAGGGAAAGAAAAAUAACCUUCCAAGGCUAUGAAAAUAACACCUCAAGACAAGACAGGAUCACCACCCGAUGCAUGGAACUGUACUUGGGAGGACAAAAGCAGAACAACAACCAGAUGGUGGAGCAGCCGCGAAAAAGGUCUAAGAGAGGGGUAGCAGUGAGAAGAAAGGUGCCUCUAAAACUGGACCGAAUCUAAACACCACCAAAAUGAAUUACAAUUAAGUCUGACUGAGACAUUGUUUCUUUAACUAAUGCAACUUUGACCACUGAACUUCAUUCAUACGCGUAAACAGGUAUUAAUAACAAUAUUAUUAUGCUUGCUUUAUCUAAAAAGCGCAAUUUUCGAUUCGCGGCUGAAAGUAAUCAGGGAUUGUAAUGGUUCAACCUUCCUUUGCUCUGUGAUUGGUGAAAAAAUUCGCGCCAUGCGCUGAAUCAAUUAAUUUCAAAGAACCACAACCCUAUACCCGACUGGGGGACCUGCCGUUUUAUGCGCUCACCGUUAUUUGUAUUUCCUUUGAUAUUUUCCUGUUUUGUGAUUGGACUUUGUGACUACUCAGUUUGGUUCAGGUCUCGCGACAGUUACCUUAAAGCGGCCUCUAUCCUGCAAUAAAUCGUGACAUACGGGCCAGCGACUACUGUGGUCCUAACACAAACACAAAUUAAAGCAGCCUCUCUCCAAAUUCAGUGACCGUGUUUGCAUAGGGAAAUGGAACAUCCAGCCAGACUUCUCUCUUUUUUUUUGCACUAUAAUAGAUUUUUUAAUUUGAUGUGAGAUAAAAACUUACUUGACAAUCUAGAUGUCCAAUCUUCAUUGAUUUCUUCUGAUAUUAAACGUUAAAUAAAACAUCAACAACCUCGUUUGUAAUUAGGCAGCAAGUACCUCGGCGUUUAACAGACUCGAUUUGUUUUGUUUUAAUUUCGGCGAAUGAAACCAACUUGGUUUUACUUUACUCGUGGGUUUUGCUUAGUCAAUGUCAACAAAGGAGGCUGUGUUUACUUAUACCAACGCUAUCAGUUCUUUAUUAUUAAACAUGUUCAUGGAAACGUCAUAGUUAAACGCUUGAAUGUAAAUAAUGUAGAGGCAUGAUCUCCAUAAGAACUAAUGUGUUAAUAUAUAUUUACAGCGAAUUUCGAAUAAUCAGUUUCAAGAAAUACUCAUUUAGAGAGU
This is a messenger RNA of Pocillopora verrucosa, 2253 nucleotides long. RefSeq lists its product as uncharacterized. The record is from RefSeq and is a predicted model, not a curated record. NCBI's taxonomy places the organism in Eukaryota, Metazoa, Cnidaria, Anthozoa, Scleractinia, Pocilloporidae.